Spizellomyces punctatus DAOM BR117 is the source of this 3467-nucleotide messenger RNA. RefSeq lists its product as uncharacterized. The transcript is spliced from 10 exons. Gene Ontology annotation, biological process: nuclear-transcribed mRNA catabolic process, nonsense-mediated decay. Gene Ontology annotation, molecular function: telomerase RNA binding; protein binding; telomeric repeat DNA binding. The record is from RefSeq and is a predicted model, not a curated record. Bases 117 to 2897 code for a protein of 926 amino acids. Lineage: Eukaryota; Fungi; Chytridiomycota; Chytridiomycetes; Spizellomycetales; Spizellomycetaceae. Gene Ontology annotation, cellular component: telomerase holoenzyme complex.
GCAGCAUGCUGUCUGCUUAAUCCGUAACACAACUUCUGCCCUCCUCACCGACAGGUUUCCUUGAGCAUUAGACCUCGUACUUUGUCUCGCUCUUGGAUUUAGCCACCUGUACUUGCAUGCCGGGGGCUCCCGCGUUGGCUUUGCUGAGCUCGACAGCUGAGCUUGAAAAGAAACUACGACAGCUUCUGAAGGUCAAAGGAUCAGGGCCUUUCCAGGAAGAUGUGCAGACAGUGCGCAGCAGGCUAAGGGGGGAAUUGCAGGAUGUCAUUUUGCUUGACUAUGACCUGGCUGCUACCAACGAUGCCGAAGCAAACCUUUGGAAGCUAGUGCAUUACAAAACUAUUGAAGAGUUUCGCAAGAAGCUUAAGGAGGCUACAUCCCGUGCACGGCGGGCAGGGCGCUCCAUUUCCGCGGAAGACCGUAAAGAGCUGCGUGUACUUACGUCUUCUUUCCGGAACUUCCUCGCUGAUGCGACGGCUUUCUAUCUCCGCUUCAUAUGGCGGUUAACCCAUCACUUCAGUUUGCACACCGUGGAGCUGAUUGUGUUGAAGAAACUAGAUUUUGACCUUCCGGGAGAAAACCCCGAUGCUCUUCCACACAGUCAAAUAACCCCUGAGCUUCAGCAAAGGGCGAUUGCUACUUGCCAUCGCAGCCUUAUAUAUCUCGGUGAUCUUGCGCGGUAUCGCGAAAUUCAUGCGGAUCGAAAGGAGAAGAACUGGUUGCCCGCCAAAAUGUUUUACAAUAUCGCAAUUCGCUUGAUUCCCAGCAAUGGCAAUCCUUUUAAUCAACUUGCUGUGAUUAACACAUAUGCUGGAAAUGUGCUUGGUGCUGUUGAAUGUUAUUUUCGCAGCUUGGUUAUUCAGCAACCGUUUUCGACAGCGCAAGAUAAUCUCACGAUACUAUUCGAGAAGGUGCAAAAGAGAACCCUGACAGAGCAACGCGAGGUUUCUGAUCCGAACGACCACGACUCUUUUGCUGAAGAGUUCAUAGCCUUACACGGAGAGGUCAUGGGAGUGAAUAAAAGUUUGGAUGGUCUUCGACUCCGAGAACAAGCGUGGUUGAGCCACUUUCAUCGCCUACUGAUGGAUACUUCAUUCAAUCGCGAGACGCUUAUGAGGCUCUUUGUUGUCAACAUGGCGGUUGGGCACAUACUCCGCAGCCGCAUGCAGGCUGAUAUAACUGAAUCGCUUUCUCCAGCGUCGGUAGCGGCGACCAGAAGUUUACAAGCACAAAAGCUGGACGAGAUAAUUGUUUUUACUAUCGACAUGUUUCGAAUGCUGCUCGAAACAACCCUGGAGCAUUUGCAACCCUGCGAGCGCAACAGUAGUAGUGGACGAUCCUUGGGAGCUGAGAAUUCAGAAUUUGAUGGAGCGCUUGCAGUAAUCAAGAUUGUGUCGAGAUGGUUGAAGAACCAAUGGAUGAGAUUCGCCACGCUGUUGGCUGAAAAAAAAGACCUCUGGACUGUUUACGCGGCGUUUUUGACCGCGGUUUCUAGGAUGGUUGAAAAAGAUGCACUUCUUGAACAAGACCAGCUUCCCUUUUUAAGGGAAGAUGAGGAUCUCGAAGGGUUCCUUCCACUCCAACCCGAUGUUAUUCCUUCAAAUAGGGCCACGUAUCCCGUGCAUUCGUUUGGAGAUCAUUUGGAACAGAGGAGACGUAGCUUAUCUGCAGAGGCUGAGACGCGUGCUCGUUUGAUUUCCAUACUCCGGACUAGUCUCUUUUUCACGGAUGUAGAGCAAGCUCCUCUUUUUCUGAGGACGGAGACACAGAAUUCUGAAGAGACGUGGGUGUUCUCCGCGUCCUUUCCUGGUCGUACAGCAUCAUCUUGGACCACUUCUAGCGGUGCUAGCGGUUCGCUUUCUUCGUCGAAAUCGAUAGGAUCAGCGACCGGGUUGCAACAUCCGGAGAUAUCGGACGAUGAUGAGGACAUUUUGAUGUUUACACCACAUCAGAUACGCGAGGCCAUUUCAUCCUUCCCGGAACAGGUCAUGGAAACUCCCCAUGGACUUCCAGAUUUCUUUCCUUCGGGCCCAAUGGACCCAUUGGGCGAGGCAGCAAGUAUUCUUGUGCCGAUCUCAAAGGGUACUGGGCAAGAACUUGCUCAAGGGAACACCCUCCAUGGAUACAAGCGUCCAUUGCAAGAGCUCAACUACUCGAAACCUAUGGCAGUCCCGGGCGAGAGAGGAAAAACUGCCUUUGCGUCUGCUUCGCCUGAUUCCAAUGGAGUAUUUGGAACAAGUGCGGACGCAGUCAACACCAUGGCCUUUUUAGGCCUGGGAAGCCCAUUGUGGAAUAAAAGUAGACCCUCGCCAGACGCUACGGUGCAUGAGGCGGCACGAGAAGCAGAUUCAGGGGCGCCUGCAUUUGUGCCGUGGAGCUCGUCAUUGAGUACUGCUAGUACAGGCGGUUCCGCAGUACCGCGUCCAGCGUCAUCUGCUUUGUCGAGUGGUCCACACAUCAGUCUGACCUCCACAAAUCCACUCUCUGCUCUACCCGCACUUGGAAUGGGUACUUCAAGGCUGCCCAACACGACCGCAAUGCCGAAUUCGCCAUUUGGCCUGGAUCCAUCUCCCAGUAGUUUAUCUUCGCAGUGGAAUGGAGAGUAUAAUUUCCCAUUUGGCGGACCGAUGGGGGCGUCAAAACCGUCUCCCCAAGGUACAGCCAAUAUAGGUCAACCGCUGCCACCGCUGGGAGAUUCUAUGCUGAGUUGGCUGGGCUCAGUCACUGAUGCAUUUGCCACGCCUCCUAUGCAAGGAGUUAAUACAAGCUGGUUGCAUACGUCGCCCUUUGACGCAUCAAUCUCCCCAGUGUCACACACCCGUGAGAAUCGGCAACUGGCGCUCGGCCUCUUUGCGUCAACAUCGAGCCAUGGAAAGGGAAAGGAGGAAACCGCAUAGCGGUAACUGGAUCGUAUGAGUAUCGUGAAAUUUAUCGACGUUCCUCCUCAGCAACGUAAGCCAUAACGCUGUGCGAGCAUCCCAUUCGCAACCGGAAGUUCUGCCGUUAAGAUGUGCUUUGCAAACUUCGUGUCCUCCGCUUGUAUGGACGCGAUAUCUAGUUCGACUGGUAUGUCAAAGAUAGCAUUUGCUUCGAUCGUCUCCCAUACUUCACGGCGACGUCCUCGAUGGAAUUCUCCAUGGAUCGUUGGCAAGGGCUCCACGCCCCUGUAGUUGAAUGCUGAGGGAAGAUCAGGGGUCCUUUCCAUACGACAGGGCCGUCUUGCGGAUGGUCGCCUUUUGCAUUAUCCUGUGGAAUGAAACCCCGUAUAUUGCUAGCAUUUCAGUGUCUCAAUAGACAAGAUUACGUUGACCUUCUAUUUGUUCUAGUGUAUUGACAUGAUUAAACUGCGUGCCCUGCUCAGCAUUACUAGCCGUCUCCAUCUAUCCACACAUCCCAUCUGUCUGCGUCAUCUAGCCGUCCUGGUUACAAAUGUUGAUGCUCCUCUCAAUGUUCGCGUGUACGCUUGC